CAUUGAUUACUCAAAGUCAUUUUUUAUUUAUGUUAACCAUUAGUCCAUUACCAAUGGUUGCAAUGAGCGGUUAAUCAAAAUCGUUAAAGGACAAUUAAAAUGGUGGAGUCGUCACCGUCGUGGUUAAUACCCGGCUUGACGGACGACGUGGCGGAGCGCUGCCUCUCGCGAAUCCCGCGAUAUGACUUUCGAAUCAUUUCUCAGGUCUGCCGGCGAUGGAGGACGUUCCUCAGGAGCGAGCAUUUCUCAGCCGUUCGAAAGUUGACCGGACCGGUGGAGGAGUUCAUGUGUGUUCUGAUGAAAAGCAAGUCCCCAGAAGACGGCAGCAGGUGGGUAGAAUACUUGUACGGGGAAGUUUACGACGCCUCCGGAAACAAUCUGGGACAGAUCCCCAGCGUCCCUGGGCCUUUGAAGUCCCAAUUCGGCGUCGCGGUGCUCGGCGGCGGAAAGAUCGUGCUCGUCGGUGGAUACGCGGAGGUUGAAGGAUUUCCGAUCGAUGGGACCACCCGUAUCUCUGCUUCGGCCGAUGCUUACGAGUUCGAUCCUGCUACGAACAGCUGGAGGAAACUGGCGGGUAUGAACGUGCCACGUCGCGAGUUUGCGUUUGCUGUAGUGGGCGGCCUUUUGUAUGUGAUACGAGGCUUUUCGUCGGAUGGUGAAUGCCUUCAAAGCUCGGAAGUGUACGACCCGGAAACUAACCAUUGGAGCCUCAUGGAUGAUUGUCCAGACUGCCCCGACUUUCAUCGUGCAUUCGCAUUCUCCUUCAAGUCCAAACUCUUCGUUGUAGGCAAUGAAUCGAGGUUCAUUGACAUAUAUGACCCCAGAACUGAGACAUGGAAAGAGUUAGACUCGGGGCAAUCACUUUCGGUGUACUCCUACACUGUUGUUAGGAACAAAGUGUAUUUCUCUGACCAUAACAGUGACUAUAAAAAGCCGGAACUAGGAGUGUUUGAUCCAGAGGAGAAUUCUUGGAGCUCAGUGUCUGUGCCUCGGUGCCCGGGUGCUUACUGGUGUAAAGUAGGGGAAUGGAACAAUAAGGUUAUACUGGUUUCACCGCUCGGGGGACGUACCUUAAUUCGUGACCUUGAUAAAGAGAACGCGUCCAAGUGGAGAGACACACACAUUAAACCAUCUGGUUCUAACCCGACCAUCGUUCUCAUCAACUUCUGAUUUCCCCCAUUUGGCUUCAUUUGUGCUUUGGUCCUCAACUUCGUCAAUGGUUUCUAUAUUUAUAGUGUCUAUGCCUACUAAACUUGUGUAAACAUGUUUUCACAGAUUGUUUUGCAUGGCUUUGUUUCUGAAGCA
Brassica rapa (field mustard) is the source of this 1305-nucleotide messenger RNA. RefSeq names its product putative F-box/kelch-repeat protein At1g27420. The record is from RefSeq and is a predicted model, not a curated record. Lineage: Eukaryota; Viridiplantae; Streptophyta; Magnoliopsida; Brassicales; Brassicaceae. Gene Ontology annotation, molecular function: protein binding.